This is a messenger RNA of Taeniopygia guttata (zebra finch), 4126 nucleotides long. The record is from RefSeq and is a predicted model, not a curated record. Lineage: Eukaryota; Metazoa; Chordata; Aves; Passeriformes; Estrildidae.
CUGGGCCCACAGAGAUGCCAGGCAGCGCCAUGGCAGGGACGGCCCAAGGCCGUGCCAGCCCCGAGCGACGGGUUCUGGUGUUGCUAACAGCCCAAGCGAUGGGUUCCAAGGUCAUCAAGGAAGGAACCGAGGGGCCUCCAAGCGAUGACUGUGGUGUCACCUGCCCUGACUGUUCAUACCUGGGCACGGAUCGACCCAGCCAGCCUGCGCACGGACUCCGGCCAAGCGGGACGCGAGGUGCGGCGUGCCAGGCCUCGGAGCUGGCAGUGAGCUGAGAGUUGGUCACAGCACUCGGUCAUUCACUCCAGAGCCACGCGAGGACAUUCCCCGGCCAUGCCAGGAGCACGCAGACGGGGCUUGAGGAAGGUGCGCUCACGGCAGCCAAGCAUGGAGGGCACAGCUGCAGAAGCAGCAAGGGGGAGUGGCUCACCAUCCCAAGUGCCCCCCAGCCCACUGCAGUGCAGGGACAGCAUGGAAAAAGAGGUGGAGGACCACUGUCCCAUCUGUCUGGACAGCUGGAGGGAGUCCAGCUUUGUGAUGCCGCGCCUGCACUGCUUCUGCUACGCCUGCAUCCUGCAGUGGGCCGACAACAAAACCCAGUGCCCCUUGUGCAAGGAGAAGAUGAUCUCCAUCCUGCACUCACUGCGAGCAGAUGAUGAUUUUGAGGAGCAUGCCAUCACUCCACCCAUGACACCACCAGUAGUCUUCCCAGCAAGAAGAGCUCACAGAGAGCCAGAUGCUCCCAACCUCCAUUGCCCUGGAGCACAUCAACAGUGGGUGACAGCGGGAGACAUCAAGCGUUUUGUGGGUGGCUUCCAGCUCCCAAACUGGAUGAGCUGUUUCUCUGCCAACUCAGCAAUACAACAGACUCUGCACUCAUGGUUCUGUCAGAGCUUGGAGAUGCUGUUUGAAACAGCAACAUCCAGGGCCCAGCACACACACAUCCCUGAGCAGCAGGGUUGCAGGGAGGACCGCCACCUGCCACACCAGAGGGACACCCAUGGUGCCACAGGGCAGGAGGACAGCUCUUCAUCUCUUACCCCUGAUCCAGCAAGAUCCAGUGUGGAUGAGAUGCCUAGCACCUCAUCUAGUGCCAUUGGAUGGGGUACAAGUACACACCCCUCUGCUUCCACUACCAUCCAUGAGGAACAAGAGCCCCAGGAGGAACCAGAAAGGUUGUGCCCAGGCCCUCCUAAUUUCAUUAGGGACAGUGAUCCUUCAGCUGGGGAACCACGGCAACCAUGAAAAAGGAGGGCCAGCAGCACCAAAGGCUUUUCAGCUCGCAAGAGGCCACGUCACUGAGACUAGAGGGUGCCUCAUAAAUAAGUUUCAGUUCCUGCCAAGGAGCCAUUAUUGGAAUCACAGAAUAUGCUGAUCCAUCACAAUCAUUGAGCCCAAUUCCUGGCCCUGUGGAGGAGACCCCAAGAAUUCUACCAUGUGCCCAGCAGCGUUGUUAAAAUGCUUCUUUAACUCAGACAGGCUCAAUGCUAUGACUUGUUCCAGUCAUCAACCACCCUCUGGGUGAAAACCAUUUUUCCUGAUAUCCAACCUAAACUUCCGCCACAGCUUCACAUCAUUUCCUUGAGUGCUGCUACUGGUUGCAAGAAUGAAGAGAUUAGUACCUGCCCCUUUGCUUCUCCUCAUUAGGAUGUUGAAGAUCACAAUGAAGUCUUGCCUCAGUCUCCUCAAGACUGAAUAAUAGUUAUAUAUAGUUAGGCAUAUAUAUACACACAGAUAGAUAGAUUGAUAGUUAUAGUUACAUAGUAACAUAUUCACACACUUUUCAAAAUAAAUGAGUUUGUCUUCCAAAAAGUGGUAAUUGGAGUAUUUUCUAGGUUCAUGUAAUGCAUAUGAAAGUACAAACAGAAGCAUUUGCCACCUCUUUUCAUCCUUCUUUCACCACUGAACAAAAGACAGCACACAUAUUUAAACAAAAGACACAAAAUAUCAAUAUACAAGAGGGUCUCCCCUCCCUGACAGAACCCCUUUGCUCUUUAUUUUUCCCAGAGCUAUGUAGUUCACCAAGCAGCCUCUGCCAAAACCCUUGAGGACACUGAGUAAGACUUCCAAAAAGGCAAAGUAAGGAGGAUCUAAAGCAUCAGUACUUAUCUGCAAAGCAACCUGCUAACUGAGCUUUACAGAUUGGUCUCUACUCACAAUUGCACUUCAAAGCAGCCUUUCCCCCACAUCCCUUUUCUGCUAUGGUAAGACAAGACAAAGAUCUGCAUCACUCGGCUCCUGGUCCCUGUGGGUACCACUGUGGCACGUGCUCUCUGAACAUUAAAGCACUAACUAGUUUCACACAUUUCUUGCAGAGUUUCACCAGAAAUGCCAUUUAGGUAGCUAUCAGAUAGGAAAGAAUAACCAGAAUUUAUUGGUUUUCUUCCUCGGCGUACUACAGCUGGUCACAUGAGAGAAGUGCUCCUUCCAGUACAGCCUAGACUGGGCACAAAUCUGUUCAUGGAUGCACUGAAAAGACCAACUUCACUCUAGGAACAAAAAACCCCAGAUAAAAUCAGAAGAUUUUAUUUAAAAUCAGACGUGCAUGGUGUUGGGGGACACAGAGCAGCCACUGCCAUACCCCAAAGCCAACACUGGCUGAUGUUAGUGAGGCUCCUGCCUUCACAUGCAUCAGUGGGUUAUUUUAAAAGAAAAGAGACAGGUUUGUGGUGAUGUUGCCCUUGGCUUUCCAGGAUGUUGUUUAUUUGUUUUUCUAAAUAAUUUAGCAAGUUAUGCCUCCAUGUAACAUAUGAAGGUGAUUUGAUGUGGUAAUUACCUAUUACAUUUGACAAGGUAAUUAAUGUAGCAAAAUACCACUGUACAAUGUGUAAAUGUAGUUUACCAUCAUUAAAAUAUGUGUCUGCUUAGCAAAGCUGUUCUGCUCGUAUAAAGAAGAAAGGGAUGGAAACCUCUCAACAGUGCACAUUCUGUUAUCUGAAGAGUAUAGAGACUCACCUUCAUCUUCAACUAUGCUCCAGAGAACUCUAAAAACUAAUAAAAUUGGCAGCAUCUUCCAGGAGCAGCAGAGAACUAUGUAGAUAUCUUUAACACCUCAGCUAGAAAUGCCUGAGACUUUGAUGUCAACGUUUGUUUACAGCUCAAGAAUAAAAUAUCCUUGAAAACCAAUUUCUUUUAAAAAAUUCCCCUCUAACAUGUCAGGUAUAUCAACCUGUAGUGAAGGGUUGCAUUGCUCUUGGAAAAUGAAAACCAACAGCAUCACUGAGAUGCUCAGAAAUUUUCAAUCGUUUUCAAUGCUCUGAUGACUUUGUCUCUACAUGAAGCCAUCUGAGCAUGCAGUGACGUACAGGAGAAGUCAAAGAUGCAUUUACAGAGCUAAAGACAACCUAACAGGAACAAAGUAAAUAUUGUAAAUAUUAUUAGCAUUAAAUAGCAAAAAUUACUCCCAAGUACAGAAUAUAUUCAGAUUGUGUACUUGGGUCUAUAGAAAAUAAAAAUACAUUUUUGACUGAAAUGCUCAAAACCAAACAAAAACCCUUCACUGGUUACACCCAAACCUUCCCUGAGUUAACAAGCAGCAGGAUUAGCACCUGCUUCCAGCUUGGACUUCCAAUACUGCUGUUUUCACCUUAGAAUGCCUUAAAUAGUUUCUGGUUUGAAAUAAUCCUGAAGACAAUGUACAUCUGUUUGCACAGACAGACUAACAAAGAAUGAGAAAACAACACAAGCACCCACAUAUCAAAUACAAGUGAUUUAGAAGCAAAGGUAUCCAAUCUGUGAUGCCAUAUUUAAGAGUUUCCUAUCCUUAUUUUAGGGACAGUAUCCUUAGUAACCUUUUAAGAAGAAAAAAUACUCUUUUCUGAAAUCAUCUUCAUUGCCAAAGGAACCCUUGCAAACACAGCAAGGAUUUGCUGGCUGAAAGUAUUUUUAAGUAGCUCUGCCUCUGCACUAGAGGUAUUUCCAUAGCAGUAACCACUACAUACAUCAGGAAAACUCUUCAAUCCUCCCAAACAAAAAUGAAGGCUUUCAUGAUGACUACCAAGGAAUACCCAAGCUAAUCAAAUCUCCUCCCACCCUUAAUUCACAGAAAUUUAGAAAAGUACUUUCAGAGGAAGAAGGUCCCCAAAGAAACCUUUAGGAAAACAUUAAUUAACCAGAUGCAACCCAC